GCCGCGUCAGUGUGUCCGGCAGCAGGGCGUCGUACGGAGGUCCUGGCAACCUCCCUCUCUCGCGACCCCUCCCACGCGCCCUCCCUCCCACGUCCUCACCCACGCCCCCAACCCUCCUCUCACCCAAACACUUUCCUCCUUUCCUUCUUACAAAGUUAGUCUCCCCUUUGCUUCGCGAGAGCACCCUCACCUGCCCAUCCAGGAAGGUCAGGACGAGCCCCGAUACCCACUGAGGAUUGUGGGCUGCCCCGCGGUGACUUCACCUCCUCACGCACCAUCGUGGCAGCUUGACGCACUGCGGCCUCAGUGAAACACCACGCCCAGUGUAACGCAGGGAAAACAAAAUAAAAAGCAAAGCACUCAGCGGAACCAACCACCCCGUCGUCUAAUCAGUGAUCUCUGACUCAAACAUCGCGCUGUUAUGCUAAUGAUGCUCCACCGAGUCUCCUUCACAUCAGCAGCAGCUCUGCAACACUUGUAGUUAGAGGUGUGAACACAAUUUGAGUUUUGUGGUUCAGAAAUCGCGGUCACCGACGGCGACAAUUCUGAUGGUCGUGACUUGGAGCAGGUCAGGGGCACAUAUAUCAGAACGGUGCGGGAAGGGCUAGCGGAGGCAGAGCGCGAGACACAAGAUCGCCUGGGAAAGCGAAGGUGAAGCUGAUAAGGAGGAAUCCUGGUGUACGCGGCGGCCUGAGGGAGUGUGUCGGCGUGAGGCAGGUGUUGACGGGAAGAGGUGGAGGAGGAGGAGGUGCCGCGUUGUGUGGUGGUAGCGUGACGGAAGGAGUGGCAGCGGCAGAAGUGACCCACGCCCAGGCAGCAGUAGCACGUGGCGGUGUAAGUGUUGGCUCCGAGGUGACUGAGCAGAGCGACACGCGGGGCAAGGUGAAGGAGGUGCUGCUAAGGGCUGACGCGCGGGCUCAGCGGCGGAGUGAGCGAAAAUUAGUGUCGGAUUUUCAGCCCCGCCCUACGAACGAAGACGAGGUAGUGAACGGAGAGGCGUGUACGAAUUUCACGGAGAGGGAGGUGGAGGAGGAACCGGAAGAGGGGGAGGAGGAAGGAGAGGAAGAGGAAGAGGAGGAAGUGCCUGGGGUGGUAGGGGCGAGAUCGCUGGCCCUGGAGGAGCGAGGGCGGAGGAGCUGCUUGGAAGGCAAGAAGAGGGUGAGGUUCUCCGUCUCGAGGAUGGACUGCGACACCAACUUCAAGCUGACCAUGUCCAUCAAGAAGGAAUCGGACGGAGUUUCCUGUGUUCUUCAAGGUGGACGGCAACAGGUUCAAGAAGGAGCGCACAGUCAAGCUGAUGGUGGACACACGGUAUCGCGUGGACUUCUCCUUCAAGCCCACCCAGACCAUGACAGGAGCGAUCAUCUGUGGCGAGGAGGUGGAAACGACAGAAAGAGUGUACGACUCCACAGCCUCCGCCUACAGCUCGCGCCUGCACACAGAGGGCGCCCUUCCCUCGCCCAAAGGACACCGCGACGACCUGCCCUUCGUAGUCCUGAUGAAGGGUGGCCUGGUGAUGCAGAUGUCGCUACAGGUCAAGUUCUACAAGUCCGGCGACUCGCAGCACUGUGACUGGGGCUCCACCUUCCACUGCAUCGAGUAUGACUGCGAGACUCACACGGACGCGGGCAUUGUCGCGAUACUGAAGGAAACUAUUCGAUAGAUGACACCCCGGGAACCCUAUUUUGAAACACUUCUGCGCUGCACCUCCACUACAUUCAAAAGGCUUUAAUUGAAGUUACACGUAUUAUUAAGGGUGUAUUUUUAUGGUUCUAGUGACAAAUUAACAAGAUUUUUACACUGUUAACAGGAGAAACACUGUUGAAAACCUGGCUUAUCAUCCCUGUGGUCUUUGAAAAUAGUCGUGGUGAGACAGUAAAAUAUUUCUGAAUACAGGCCCAAGUCCAACCCAACCCUACCCAAACUAACCUUGCCUAAUCUAAGCCCAAUCCACUCCACUCCACUUCGGUCUGGUCAUACAAUGCACUCCAGUCUGGUUCAGUUUUAGUCCAGUAUAUCCUAGCCCUGUUCAUACCAGUCAGUCUAGUCAGUCAAUUGAAUCAGUCAGUCAGUCAGUCAGUCAGUCAUUUAGUCAGUCAGUCAGUCAGUCAUUUAGUCAGUCAGUCAGUCAGUCAUGCUCGACUAAAUCUAGCCUAGUGUAGUUCGAUGUAUUGGAGUUAAUAUCUUUUUUCUUUUCUUUUUCUGGUGGGAGGUAAGGAGUCUUGCUCUUAGUCUAUAAAAUCUUCGUUAAAUCUAUCUACUACUACUGCUACUACUACUACCACCACAACUACUACACUUUUUUUUCUUAAGGAAUGAUUCUAACUUAGUUUAUAUUCCCUAUUUUUCUUUUUCCUUGUAUGUGUGUGUGUGUGUGUGUGUGUGUGUGUGUGUGUCGGUGAGUGUGUGCGUUCUUCCUCUAACUUUUACUAGUACGCAUUUCUUUUGACGUGUGGGGAGGGGAAAGGGAGGAGGAAGAGGUUUGCCUUUCUCAUCUUCCUCGUUUUUUGUUCCGUUUUCUGUGAGUAGUAUUUGAUCUUAUCUGUGGCGGCGGCGAGGCAGUGGUGGAAACUGUAAGACGGAAAGAAAACGCGGUGCGGAAAACGAAAAAAAAGCAAGAAAAAAUUAAGUGACGGAGAGAGAGAGAGAGAGAGCACACAUACACAUCAAAGGCAAAAAGAAAAGAACUAUGAAUCCCAACACAAUGAUAACAAACACUUGAAAAAUAACUCUGCUAUCAACUCACAGACCAUUCAUCUCCAGCCUUUUGCCUGCUAUUCGGUUCACGUUUCCUUAAUCACUAACCAUCCUGAAACAUCUUUACUUGUUCUGCAGCCACCUCUAAACUGUAUAGAAACUGCAAAAUCUACUCUAUUUAAUCCUGUCUCUUGCAGAUGCUUAUAAAGAUUUCAUGCAACACUUAUUCAUUCAUCUCUAUCAGCUGCCCCGUAUAUUCAAAGCCACCCUAGCAUACCCAUAUUCCGGUCCCAUACUCGAUAUCAUACACGAACUGAAUCACUAAUAAUUAAUUCAGAUACCGAGAGAAAAACACGUGAAGCACCAAAUGAAGCGCAGUGAAACCAAUACCGGAAUUGAAAUAAGUUUAUGAUUGUGUAUUUAUGUAUGUGUGUAUGUAUGUACGUGGGAGGAGGAAGGGAAAGCACUGGGAGAAACUGCGCUAGAGAGAGAGAGAGAGAGUGUGUGUGUGUGUGCGUAUGUGUGUGUGCGUGUGCAAGGUAAGGCAAGACAGCUGUACAUAGUUACCAAGUCUCGUUUGAGGGUUGACAGCUUACCCUUCAAAUUUAUGAUACAAACAUCUUUAUCUCUCUCUUUCUCUCUGUUUUGGUUUUUGCUUUUGGACGAGAAUGGUUGCAGUGGAAGCGUCAGAUGAGUAGAGAGAGAGAGAGAGAGAGAGAGAGAGAGAGAGAGAGAGAGAGAGUACUCCCUAAAUUAAAAUUCGAAGUAGCUGGAGACGUUUCCCUGAACAAAUACUAAAUAAAGCCACGCAUCCCAAGGAGCCGCGGCGAACCAUUGAUUAUUGGGGGCCACGUGCCGCGCCUGACUCGCCGCCCCGGGACUCAGGAGGUCGAGAAGGAAAGAACUGUAAGGUCGCUUCAGAUAAGUGACUCCCUAUAGGUACGUUUACUUUUACACUCAUAGAAAAAGAGCAAGUAAGUUAUCAUUUUCGCUUUUUUUUUUUUUUCCACUCCAUGAGAAAUUAAAAGUAAGGCUAACAGCGGUUUCAGUGCAUAGUAGAUUAAGAGGUUCGUGUUCCCCCUCCUGUUACUGCCACUUUGUCAUUUCGUGUGUGCCGGAGUCCUGCCACUGGCCAGCAGGCAGAACUGUUGUCCCGGACGGCCAGCCUCCCGCAGCGGCGAGGCGCAGGUGCGACACGCUGCACGUGACAUCCUUCCUAUCUGUCUUGAUUAUCAGUGCGAAAUUUGUUUUUCACUCUCUGCAUCGUAACAGAAAACGUUUUGUGUAAAUAUACCAUGCAUGCGGGAAACUUGCGUUCGUUCUCUAAGGCUUAACGCUGAUAGUCUGGGGAAGUAUGCGUAUGCGUGUCGACAAAAAAUCUUCCUCUCCUUACUUUUUUGUCAAACUGCUUGAGUCUGCCUCGUGCUGCCCAGUGGUGCAGCCACACUGUUCAGGCCAUGAGGACCCCCAGGGAGUGACUUGCUCCUCUUGUAUUUACAGUUCUGCAACCGAUCAUUAUUUUCACUUUGUGAACCGCUUCACUGCUAAAUGUGUCCUCACUACCGCCGCCCAGUCCUCCUCAAACACUCGUAUGCGAUUAAAAGCGACAUCGUGUCAGCGAUAACUUAACACCGGCUUAGUUAGUAUUCAGUUCGAACUAAUUAGCUUUCGAGUGCAAAUUCAAGGCCAGUUCGAAUUCGACAAGAUUCUCGCAGCGCUGCCUGACGCUGAUGCAACAACACGAUCUCAACUUCGGACUUUUCUAGCUCCCUCCUAAUCCAGCGAAAUCUUGCCAUGACAGCCUCCCGCUGCGAUGAGAAAAAUAUGUAUGCACACAGCCUUCUCUGGGACGAAGAUUUACUUCAUCUAUUGUAUCUCGAGAAACUUUCGUUGUACUUGAAGGUUAUUUCAACACGCGUCAGAUGUUUAAAUUUCGAAGAACAUACAAUGGAGACGAAAAUUCUUAUGUGAUAAUAAACCACACUUUUCAGAUUUUUAAAUAGAUACACGUUUAUUUCUGCUGUGAAUAACACUGCACAACGUCCAGUGUGCUAUCGUGCGACUGAGUUUACUACAGUAAUAGCUAAGGCGAGACAAAAAUUCACCUUCCUUUCACAGUGUGCGUGGAGUGCAAUGUGUCAUCGCCGUGGCCCGCCACCACGAAACGAAGGGCGAAGGAAGUUUCAUUUACGGGAUAUCUGGCCUUGUACAUCUUGCUCUUUGUGUCUGGUUGUAUUACUAGUGAGUCACUUCUUCACCGAGGGAGUCCUGCACCCAAGGAGAAGGUUUCAUGGUGUGCAAGUGAGGAGGAAGUAACACUUCCAAUGGUGGAGACGCUUCACUACGCACACGCUGUUAGGUGUGGUGGGCCAGUGAUCCCCAGUCAUCUGUUGCUGCUUCUAAUGAUAAGGAUUAACUGUGCGAGGCAUCUCUGUUUUCUUCUUUUCUUUCCGGUGCACUUUCUCUUAUCCUGUCACUUUCCUUUACAUUCACGACAAACCACGCACACAAAGUAGCGUCUGCGCUGAUUUGUUUACUUUUGCAGUCGCUUUUCGUGGAAAGGUCGAAGCUUGGUUUCCUGCUAAUGCCGCGCAGGGGCUGCUCCGCCUGCAACUCACUCCGCCUCAUUGACUCCUCUACCUUAACUUUUCCCCUCUUUCUGCAGGCAAUAGAACAGCACCUCUUGACAGACAGCUUCUAUACCAACUCGAUACAAACACAUGUAGCCUGACCACAAGUUGUAGCUCAGUUCUUCACUGUCAACUCGAAGCUACAAUAAGGUUGAGUUUUUGUUUCCAGUCUUAAUGGUGAAAGUUUGGCAUAAUACAUCCAAAGCGAUGAAUGCGAUGUUUUCUUUGUUAUGAACGACUGAAAACCAGAGGGCGGCGGUGCAGCGCCUCGGUGAGUCUCGGUGUGGCGGGAGUGCUGGCUCGGUGCUGGUGGGCGGGGCGAUGCUGACGUCACGGGGCCACACGGGAAACUUUUCGCUCAUUCACAUAAGUUUAAAGUUCAGUUUACUGUGAAAAAAUAGAGAAAUGAAAGAAAAACUACUGCAGAUGAGACUAUAGGGAUUCUAAUAUUGCAAGAGCUUUCUGGAGUGUUAUUUUUGUAAUAUAGUGUAGUUACUCAAGCACAGUGAAUUCUAGUGAGGAGAAUCUAACACUAAACUUGAAACAUGAUACAUUUCUGCAGCGGACACAGCGAGGUGCCGCGGCGCGUGGCAGUGGCCCGAGGUGCUUCACUUUUUAUUCACGCCGAGUGACGCAUGGAGCUCCCAGAAACUUUCCCAUUGAUGGAUGACACAUUGAUCCAUCAAUAUUGUAUUCAUGCUAUUGUUACUUAAUCGAUUUCACAUUAAUAAUACAUGUCCCACAAAUUCUAUAAUAUGUUAUUGUAUUUUGUACUAUUUGCUUUGAUGUUCUUGUACUGAUGCUCUGCGAUGAAAUACAGCUAAAUCAAUACCGACCUGGUGAUUGAAAGCAUAUAUUAACACAGGCCUUCUACUUCAACGUGACACUAUCAUGAAGAGGAAACCACAUCAAUCACACUCUGAUCACUCGAGCUCCACGCUUCAAGCCAAGUAAUUAUGUUAUUAAGAGAUAAACUAACAGACUGAAUUCUAAACAUGUGCUCAGCGUUCUAGCGGAGCGCUGCCGCGGGUCUGCUGAGCGAACCGUCUGGCCCGUGACGUCAUGCGCGGGGAAGGACUCGCUUUCGUUCACGAGUGCGCCGAGCUGACACUCCCUCGGGCGGCGUGCAGCGAGUGACGUGUCGUGCGGCUGCAUUACGAGCCAACAUGCGACCCGUGUAGAGCUACGGGGGAAUCGAUACGUCCUGGUGCACUGCUUGGUGAAGUGUAGAGAGAGAGAGAGAGAGAGAGAGAGAGGGAGUUACCUUUACGUCACUUCCAAGGUCGUGCUAGAACUAAGCAAUAAGUCCCCGGCAGCUCCCUGAGGGCCAGGCUGCCGCGCCCUCGUGGUGGCGGGAGCCUCGCCUCGGUCUACUGGGGACGUGUGUACAUACAGUUCCCCCAAGUAGUCAACGCUUCAAUUUUCAUUCGCUUCGCCCUCUCCCUGCCCCUGGACGCCUCAGGCCUCUGCGUCUCGCCCGUAGCCGCCAAGUAGUAGUAGUCUCGCCGUCCCUCUCUUAGGCCUGACUCGUCGCUGACGCCGCUGACACGCAACUCUAUAUUUCGUCAGGAUUUUAGGUGCCGGUGAUAAAAUCCAGUUCACGGAUCUAUGCAGAGUUCAUUCCUCAAGUGUCAUUCGCGCUUGCUCGUCAGUCUGAAUCGCCUUCAAGUCCGGUACAGUUGUAUAUAAAGUGAUGACCACACAUAUACUUAUUAUGGGAAUUUUUGAAUCAUAUAAAUGUUAUUUUUUCCUGCUAAAAUAAACUUAUAUAGUUAUUA
Scylla paramamosain (green mud crab) is the source of this 7105-nucleotide messenger RNA. RefSeq names its product CB1 cannabinoid receptor-interacting protein 1-like. Gene Ontology annotation, cellular component: plasma membrane. Gene Ontology annotation, molecular function: type 1 cannabinoid receptor binding. The coding region runs from base 1298 to 1663 and encodes 121 amino acids. Gene Ontology annotation, biological process: negative regulation of signaling receptor activity. Lineage: Eukaryota; Metazoa; Arthropoda; Malacostraca; Decapoda; Portunidae. The record is from RefSeq and is a predicted model, not a curated record. The transcript is spliced from 4 exons.